Molecule: messenger RNA, 1005 nt
Organism: Neurospora crassa OR74A
Lineage: Eukaryota; Fungi; Ascomycota; Sordariomycetes; Sordariales; Sordariaceae
Exons: 1
Coding region: 112-879 (255 amino acids)
Source: RefSeq, a predicted model, not a curated record
GUUUUUCACCAAGCGCUAUUGAGAUCUGAUAUCAGUGCUAUACUUCUUUUACAAGUGACAAACUACUAGCGUCUUGGAGUUGGGUUUUCACUUGGAAACACACCACCCAAAAUGAAUUUCUCGAACCUCCCCCCCAAGCCUCCCUCUAGACAAAUCCGCGCCCUCCAGGAGGAGGAUGGCGCAACAAUCACAGUCUACCAAGCCUACCCAUCCACCAUCGCCACAGCCGCCGUCACCUAUCAGAGACUCGAUGCCUCCCCUGAGUUUCGCACCACCCGUAUGACCUGGAUCAAGCCCAGCUGGGCCUGGAUGCUCUACCGCUCCGGAUAUUCUUACAAGGAUCCUGGACAGGAGCGCAUAUUGGCUAUCAAGAUGAAGCGGGAGGAUUUUCUGGGGUUGUUGGGAAGGGGAGUCUUGACUCAUGGUACUGCUCCUCCUCGUCCAGGGCCACAACAGGGGCAGGAAAUGACAAGUGAUGCUCAGGGACGAACAAGCGGGGAGAGAGGAGAGGAAGCAGCGCCCAAAGAAAGUACCAGGGAAAGCAAGAGGAGAGACAGGUUACAGUCGCUUGACGUCAAGAUCCAGUGGGAUCCCGAGCGGACGGUGCGGCUGCAUAGUCUGAACUAUCGCAGUAUUCAGAUUGGGAUACCAGCUGGGUUGAUUAAAGAGUGGGCGCAGGAUAUGAUUGUGAGCAUUGAGGAUGUUACAGACAAAGCGAGAGCGUUGAAGAAGAUACUUGAUGAGAGGCCAGAUGUGAUUGAUGAGGAGUUGGCUGAAUUGGGGCUGAUUCCAAAGGAGACUGAGUUUGAGGUGCCAGUCGAGUUGAGAAGUCGAUUAGGGAUGUAUCAUGAUGGGUUGGUGAUGGCGUCGGAGCCGUAGGAGGAGUCCAUGUGCGAGAUGUACUUGGCGGGAGAGACAAUAGGGUCGAUGUUCGAUGUUCCUCUUCCGCAUGAAGGAUUUGCGCUCGGUGUCUGCGAGGGUGCUGGCCGUCUCGGCCAAGAAUAG